Molecule: messenger RNA, 3265 nt
Organism: Heterobilharzia americana
Lineage: Eukaryota; Metazoa; Platyhelminthes; Trematoda; Strigeidida; Schistosomatidae
Source: the annotation of a GenBank genome assembly
AUGUUCUGUUUACCUCUUAGACUUACAAUCAUUGGUCAAACAGCCAACGAAACUGUCAGUAAGAUGAGUGGUCUAAGAGACUUAACAACUGCAAAACCAUUGAGGAUGAACUUAAAAGCCCAACUAUGUCCUGUUUCAGCUAACCUACUGCCAUCAGGAACCGUAUCUUCUCCACUUCCUAAUCCACUUACCGGACUGUAUAUCAAUUCAAAUGCAUCAUCCUUAGGCGGGUUUACUUCAAACUUAUCUUUUCCGUUUAUGAAUACAAACUGUUCCUUAAAGUCAUCUGAUCCAACGGAAAGAAACAAAGCUACACCGGAAACUUCAAACACGUAUACCUUUGAUAGUCGUCUGCCGAACGCAACUUUAGAAAACGUCUCAUUACUGAAUUCAAAUAAUAUCAAUUCAGGGGCUGCUGCUGCAGCUGCAGCUGCCGCAUCCGCUGCUAUUGUAGCAGCGCUCAGCCAGUUUUUACUGGUCAAUACACCAGGACAGUCAUUACCUAACCCAUCAUUACUGGCUGCGACAGCGGCACUCACUAAUCCAGAAUUAUUGAACACUCUUAUGAAUACAAUUCCAACUAGUAAUAACAAUGGUACUUCAAAUAAUACACAAGGUAGCAUCAAUGAAUUUAAUGCCAACUACUUUGCUAAACUAUUGAACAACAUGACUGGGGCACAUAAUUCAAAUUUCUCACGUCCUGUGACACAUUCAAAUGAUCUAACACAAAAACUAUUUGAUAUGGAUACAACAUCAGUUGGGUUAAAAGAGCAUGCCUUGAAUUUUACCGUUGAUAAAGCUUCUAAUAUAUCUCCUGCUUCAUUGACUAAAUCUCCAGCAUCAUCACUGUCAUUAACAAUUUCGUCAGCAACAACAACUACAACUCCAACACAAGUAAAUCUAUUGUCAAAUAAUUCAAUAUGGCCGUGCAAUUUAGAAUUAGACCUAACAAAUCGAGCAUUGGUCAACCCAUUACAACCGAAUCGUUCACUGAGCCAACUUUUUACUGAACUGGAUCCUAACAUAUCAAUGAAUACGUCAUCUUCAACAAAUUCACUUGAUCAGCAUGAUAAGAUUAUGUCAACAUUCAAUUUAUCAACAUGUCAAGGUAAUUUGUCAUCUGGUUUAGUUAGCAGUGUAACCGAGAAUUCGUUUAAAUCGACUAAUUCACGACUUCUGGGUAUCGAAAGUGAAAAUUAUUCUAGUGACUUUGAAGGUGGUGGUUGUGGUGGUGGUUAUAGUGCUGGUGGCAAUUUAACUGAUUCCACGUUGAGUGGAAGUCUAAAUUCAUCGAAAAGAAGACGUCCCAGCUCACCAAAUAAUACACCAGACAGUAAAGCACGCAAAUGCAACUUUUGUAACAAACAAUUUAACUGUACAAGUGCCUUGAGAAUACACUAUCGAAAACAUUCAGGUGAACGACCAUACAUAUGUAAACAUUGCGGUAAAGCGUUUUCACAAAAUGGUACCUUGAAACGACAUUCACAAACUUGUAAAGCUGCUUAUAGUAGUAUCAACAACAACAGUGUCAGCAAUAAUAAAGAUUUUCGUUUUGAACAAAAAUUCUCUAUUUCUAAUGAUAACAAUAACAUAUUAAUCAUGAAUUCAGCUAACCACAUUACUGAUCCAAUGCAUUUAAAACCAUCCAAUUUUCCAUUAUUAUGUGCUCCUAUUGAUGAAUUAUCCGAUUCUGAAGGCCAAAUAAAAUCACCACAGACUGAGAAUACUAACCCUACUAUUCGUAACAAUACUAGAUUAUCUAGUCAGUACGUCUGUCAUGAAGAAACUGAGAAACAGUUGAAUAAUAUGGAAUCAUCACAAAUAUGGAUGAGCACUAACAGUCUCAAAGAGGAGGAUGAAGUUUCAUGUUUGAGCAAUUCAUUGACAUCCCCCAUUAUUUCAAAUGAUAAGAAACGGAAAUGUGAUUCAUCCAGAUUCUAUGCUACAGUACAAAGAAGUGACUUUUCCGAUCAAAGCAUCAAUCAUUUCAAACAACAACAAACUGAAAAUGCAGGUUCGACAUUCAAUCUCAAGAGUCAACUAUCACACUGGUCAGAUUUAGACUUGUCAAAGCUAAAUAAUAGAGAAAUAAAACAACUAUUGGAGAAACUGCAUUCGAUUGGAAAAUUGUAUGGUUGCAUUGAUUGUCAAACAUUUUAUCUCGAUGAAAAAAUGGCCAAUUUUCAUUUAACUAAAAUGCAUGUAAAACAGCUACAUAGUAAGACAUUUCAAUGUUUCAAUUGUGGCACAGAUUUGAAUAAUUCUCUACUAUUCUUGAAACAUUUUACGCAUUGUCUAUCGUCGACCAAAUUUAAUGGUAUGGAUUUGUCAAUUCAGUCUUUGACAUCAGUAAAUUCAGUCAGUGAAAUUACCGACAGUGAAUUAAUCCAGAAUGAAAGUGAAAAUUUAAAAUCACUAGAAAAUCACAUAUCGGAAGAAACAAUUAAUUCUUGUAUAGACGUUCCAACAGAAAUUUCAGACAGUACACAGAAAGAAAUUACUACUACUCCCAUUAAUGAGAAUAAUACAAGUCACUCCCCAUUCACAGGUAUAAAAGAACAAUCAGAGAUCCAAAUCAAUGGUCAUAAUCCAGAGAAAAAGGAAGCGGAUGAAGAAACUGAUCGUACAUCAUGGAGUAUGGGGUUUCCUAAUUCCCUAGAUCCUCGAUCUACAGUAAAAUCUGUUGAUUCAGAUACACGGGAAUAAGAUAUGAGAUGCUGUCACAUAUAAAUCCAUUUCAGCUACCAUUCAGUAUCGUUUGACAAAGUUGGUGAAUUUAUUGUAUUUGCUAGAAUUUCUGGUGUUUAUCAGGAAAACACAAAUAUUACUACACUAUCUCUUCUUCCCCUAUGUUUAUCUAUCGUUGAAGUCAAUUUUCAUUUCGUUUAUUUGUAGUCAUUUUGUUUUAUCUUAUUUUGUAUCUUCGUUUGUUUGGUUGUUUGUUUUUGGAAAAAAAGGAAAGAAUGAAAUGUUACACUGAACCACAAUGCAUUUAAACUAACUCAGGUAUCAAUGUCCUUGUUAAGAACUUCUCCCUCUCUUUUUCUCUCUCGAUGCAUAAAAAUUAGUGAAUCAACAAAUGAUUAAUCAAUUUUUCACGUUUCUUGUUUUUUGUUUUGUAAAUUUUACCUGUUCGAAACUAUUUCUGUGUAAUCCCCUUUGUUCUCACCCUUUCUAAGAAAGAAAAGUACUAGCGAUUAUCCUUGUCUAUUAGUAAACAUCACGGUAACUAUCAUUAAAAUGAUAAUUGUGUUUUUCUUGUUCC